CUUCCUGCCCGGGCUCUGAGCGGUGGAGGCUGAGGUGGGCGGCCAGAAUCGAGUCGGCCGCCGCCGCCGCUGCCGCCGCCAUGAUUAAGAAGUUCGAUAAGAAGGAUGAGGAGGCUGGUAGCGGCUCCAACCCUUUCCAGCAUCUGGAGAAGAGCGCCAUCCUCCAGGAGGCGCGUCUCUUCAACGAGACCCCCAUAAAUCCGCGGAGAUGCCUGCACAUCCUUACCAAGAUCCUUUACUUGCUGAACCAGGGUGAACAUUUUGGAACGACGGAGGCCACCGAAGCGUUCUUUGCCAUGACACGGUUAUUUCAGUCAAAUGAUCAAACCUUAAGGAGAAUGUGUUACCUCACAAUCAAAGAGAUGGCCAACAUUUCAGAGGAUGUGAUCAUCGUCACCAGCAGCUUAACCAAAGACAUGACGGGGAAAGAAGACGUGUACCGAGGCCCGGCCAUUAGAGCGCUCUGCAGGAUCACGGACGGAACCAUGUUGCAAGCCAUCGAGAGAUACAUGAAGCAAGCCAUCGUGGACAAGGUUCCCAGCGUGUCCAGCUCGGCACUGGUGUCUUCCCUGCACAUGAUGAAGAUCAACUACGACGUGGUCAAGCGGUGGAUCAACGAGGCCCAGGAAGCUGCGUCCAGCGACAACGUCAUGGUGCAGUACCACGCUUUGGGGCUGCUGUACCAUCUUCGGAAGAACGACCGCCUUGCUGUUUCAAAGAUGCUGAACAAGUUCACGAAAUCCGGACUGAAGUCCCAGUUUGCAUACUGCAUGCUGAUUCGGAUCGCCAGCCGGCUGCUGAAGGAGUCUGAGGAAGGCCACGACAGCCCCCUCUUCGACUUCAUCGAAAGCUGCCUGCGGAACAAGCACGAGAUGGUCAUUUACGAGGCUGCCUCCGCAAUCAUCCACCUGCCCAACUGCACGGCCCGGGAGCUGGCGCCGGCGGUCUCAGUGCUGCAGCUCUUCUGUAGUUCUCCCAAGCCUGUUCUGAGAUACGCUGCUGUGAGGACCCUCAAUAAGGUGGCGAUGAAGCACCCCUCCGCGGUCACCGCCUGCAACCUGGACCUCGAGAACCUGAUCACGGACUCGAACCGCAGCAUCGCCACCCUGGCCAUCACCACCCUCCUGAAGACGGGCAGCGAGAGCAGCGUGGACAGGCUCAUGAAGCAGAUCUCCUCCUUCGUGUCUGAGAUAUCCGACGAGUUUAAGGUGGUCGUGGUUCAGGCGAUCAGUGCCCUGUGCCAGAAGUACCCGCGGAAGCACAGCGUGAUGAUGACCUUCCUCUCCAACAUGCUCCGGGACGAGGGAGGCUUUGAGUACAAGCGGGCCAUCGUCGACUGCAUCAUCAGCAUCAUCGAGGAGAACCCGGAGAGCAAGGAGUCGGGCCUUGCGCACCUCUGCGAGUUUAUCGAGGACUGUGAGCACACGGUGCUGGCCACCAAGAUCCUCCACCUGCUGGGCAAGGAAGGGCCCCGGACCCCCUCCCCGUCCAAGUACAUCCGCUUCAUUUUCAACCGGGUGGUGCUGGAAAACGAGGCUGUGAGAGCCGCUGCUGUCAGUGCACUGGCAAAGUUUGGGGCCCAGAAUGAGAACCUGCUGCCAAGCGUCCUGGUGCUGCUACAGAGGUGCAUGAUGGACAGCGACGACGAGGUCCGCGACCGGGCCACCUUCUACCUGAACGUCCUGCAGCAGCGGCAGCUGGCCCUGAACGCGGCCUACAUCUUCAACGGCUUGACGGUCUCCAUUCCUGGGAUGGAAAAGGCCCUGCACCAGUACACCCUGGAGCCGUCGGACAAGCCCUUCGACAUGCGCUCCGUGCCGCUGGCCACCGCCCCCAUCUUUGAGCAGAAAGCAGAGAUCGCCCUGGUGGCCAGCAAGCCGGAGAAGCUGGCUCCCUCGCGGCAGGAUAUCUUCCAAGAACAACUGGCAGCCAUUCCAGAAUUCAAGAACUUGGGUCCUCUCUUCAAGUCGUCCGAGCCAGUGCAGCUGACCGAGGCGGAGACGGAGUAUUUUGUUCGGUGCAUCAAGCACGUGUUCCCAAAUCACAUCGUCUUCCAGUUUGAUUGCACAAACACCCUCAACGACCAGCUGCUGGAAAAGGUGACCGUGCAGAUGGAGCCCUCGGAAGCGUUCGACGUGCUGCGCUGCAUCCCAGCCCCCAGCCUGGCCUACAACCAGCCCGGCAUGUGCUACACCUUGGUCCGGCUGCCCCUGGACGACCCCACCGCAGUCGCUUGCACGUUCAGCUGCACCAUGAAGUUCACCGUCCGAGACUGCGACCCCAACACCGGCGUGCCGGACGACGACGGCUACGGGGACGAGUAUGUGCUGGAAGACCUGGAGCUGACCCUCUCUGACCACAUCCAGAAGGUGCUGAAGCCCAACUUCGCAGCGGCCUGGGAGGAAGUGGGGGAUGAUUACGAGAAAGAGGAGACCUUUGCCCUCAGCACCAUCAAGACCCUGGACGACGCCGUCAACAACAUCGUGAAGUUUCUGGGCAUGCACCCAUGCGAGAGAACAGAUAAGGUGCCGGAGAACAAGAAUUCGCACACCCUCUACCUGGCUGGUGUGUUCAGAGGCGGCCUGGACGUGUUGGUGAGGGCCAAGCUUGCCCUGGGAGACGGCGUGACCAUGCAGGUGACCGUCCGCAGCAUCGCAGAAACGCCAGUGGACGUCAUCUUGGCUUCAGUUGGCUAAGCCGUAACCCGUCAGGCUGGAAGCCGCUCGGCUCAUUGCUCUCCCGGAAGGCACUCGGAGGGUCUAAAGCGCUGCAUGUUCGUGCCCCCCACCCCCCGGCUCGGUCGGUGGAUUCUCGCGAUUAACGGGAUGGCAGUCACCCUGGCUUCUCCUCCAUGCCCCGGGAGCUGGGCUGUGGCCCCCACCCAAAGCCCCCGUUCCUCGUCUACAUUCCUGUAUAAAUUAUCGUCUCUGUGCUGCCAGUAGAGCCGGGGCGGUGGGUAGAGGGUGGUCUCUCGUUUUUUCAAGAGCUCAGCUUUUCUUGAAUUGACUUUUAUUAGCAGAAAAUAAACGGGGGCCGUCUCCAGCAUCGGUGCCUGUUUUAACUGGUGUGAUGAAUAAAAGACAUUCUGUAGUA
This is a messenger RNA of Varanus komodoensis (Komodo dragon), 3093 nucleotides long. It is a transcript of the gene COPG2, whose product is annotated as COPI coat complex subunit gamma 2. The transcript has 24 exons. Gene Ontology annotation, molecular function: structural molecule activity. NCBI's taxonomy places the organism in Eukaryota, Metazoa, Chordata, Lepidosauria, Squamata, Varanidae. Bases 81 to 2696 code for a protein of 871 amino acids. Gene Ontology annotation, cellular component: endoplasmic reticulum-Golgi intermediate compartment; endoplasmic reticulum; COPI vesicle coat. The record is from RefSeq and is a predicted model, not a curated record. Gene Ontology annotation, biological process: organelle transport along microtubule; protein secretion; endoplasmic reticulum to Golgi vesicle-mediated transport.